Messenger RNA from Ilex paraguariensis (yerba mate), 1998 nucleotides. The record is from the annotation of a GenBank genome assembly. NCBI's taxonomy places the organism in Eukaryota, Viridiplantae, Streptophyta, Magnoliopsida, Aquifoliales, Aquifoliaceae.
CCUGUUAGCUCUUGAAUCUCCAUUUCACACAAGCAUACAGAAGCUCUCUCUCUCUCUCUGUAUAUAUAUUUAUAUAUCGCAGUAGCUACGCCACCACUAACCCUGUCUCACGCCUUUGACUUUUGUUUUCCUCUUCUUUGUACAAUCAUUUCAAUCUGUUUGUGUAUCGAAAAUCUUUCUUCGUCUCCAAGAAUCGCAAGAACGUUAAGGCACAAGGGUUUAGGGUUUCUUUAAUGGAAACAUCAGGUGGUACAGGCAAUGAUACAUACACGAAUUCUUCACCUUCUUCACCAAGAAACAACAACUCAUCAAGGUACGGAUUGCAAAUCAAUCCGUUACGUUUCUUUCAAGCACCAGUAUCGACUUUAUUGGAGUAUUCCGGAAUUCUUGGGCCAAGACCGAACAAUUCCGAGACUGAGGCUCUUGUGUCUGAUGAUUUCAACGAUUCUAGUUCGGUUACACCUAGAAGUAGUGGGAAUGGGGAGGUUUCGAUUCGGAUAAUUGGAGACCAAGACCAAAUUGGUGCUGAUGAUGAUCGGACUAUAGGGCAGAUUGGAGGAGCGGUCGGACCGGUGUUGGUGGAAGGUGGUAAUGGAAAUGAGGUUGGGGAUGGAGAGAGGGAUUCUGGUGUACAGGCAAGGGGGGCGGUUGAUUCGGGUGAUGGGAAUGGUGGGAGUGAGAGUAAUAGGGAUUCGACGCAGCAGAGGUAUGACAUACAGCAGGUUGCGAGGUGGAUUGAGCAUAUUCUUCCGUUUUCUUUGCUUUUGUUGGUCGUAUUCAUUCGUCAGCACUUGCAAGGUUUCUUUGUUACAAUUUGGAUCACCGCUUUCAUGUUCAAGUCAAAUGAUAUUCUUCGAAAACAGACAGCUCUAAAGGGGGAGAGAAGAAUAUCUGUUCUUGUUUUCUAUUCUGCAGUCUUCAUGCUUCAUGUGAUUGGAGUCUACUGGUGGUUUCGGAAUGAUGAUCUUUUGUAUCCAUUAGUUAUGAUUCCACCCAAAGCAAUACCGCCGUUCUGGCAUGCAAUGUUCUUCAUUUUGGUAAACGAUAUAUUGGUGCGACAGGUGGCAAUGGCUUUUAAAUUGGCGCUGCUAAUGUAUUAUAAGAAUGGCAGAGGCCAUAAUUUCCGCAGGCAGGGUCAAAUGCUGACUCUGGUUGAGUACUCACUGCUUUUAUACCGAGCAUUGUUACCUACACCUGUGUGGUACCGUUUCUUCUUGAACAAAGAUUAUGGAAGCCUUUUUUCGUCACUGACUACGGGGUUGUACUUAACUUUCAAGCUUACAUCAGUUGUUGAAAAGGUCCGAUCUUUCUUUGCUGCCGUGAAGGCAUUAUCACGGAAGGAAAUCCAUUAUGGGUCUCAUGCCACAGCAGAACAGGUGAAUGCAGCAGGGGACCUGUGUGCUAUUUGCCAAGAGAAGAUGCAUGCCCCAAUUCUAUUGCGUUGUAAACACAUCUUCUGCGAAGACUGUGUUUCAGAAUGGUUUGAGAGAGAAAGAACUUGCCCUCUGUGCAGGGCCUUGGUUAGACCUGCUGAUUUACGAUCAUUUGGAGAUGGAUCGACAAGUCUCUUCUUCCAGGUGUUCUAAUUCCAAGUCUAACAUUUCUCUGUUUCGAAGCCUAUAUCUCUCCCUCAUACUAGUGCUUUUUCCAAGUUCUCAUUUUUCUUUUCCUGUGGCAAGUUCCAACGCUGCCUCGUUCUUGGUUGCCUUGGAAAGUUUCCUGGAAGAAUGUUACCACCAGAAAGGGUGAAAAAUUGUAACUAUGCUUGUUUUUUGGUAUUAAUGAUGAGAUUUAAUGUACCCUUGGUCCUACGAGCUGAGAUAUACACUCAUAUAGAGACAGAUGAGAGGAUCCUUUUAUCGUAUCUCCGUACAUAUGUUGAUUACUUGAUGAAUGAAAAAUUGUCCUUUCUUGUAUCCGUUUGCCUGAGGAAUUUUGUUCCAAAAAUCACAAGGCCUUUUGCUGAAUACUGUAUAUGAUAACGAAUUAAGUGACUUU